Molecule: messenger RNA, 7804 nt
Organism: Motacilla alba alba
Lineage: Eukaryota; Metazoa; Chordata; Aves; Passeriformes; Motacillidae
Gene: BCL2L13
Product: BCL2 like 13
Exons: 7
Coding region: 197-1615 (472 amino acids)
Biological process (GO): regulation of apoptotic process; apoptotic process
Cellular component (GO): mitochondrion
Source: RefSeq, a predicted model, not a curated record
AUCAUGGCGGCGGCGGCGGCGGCAAAUUAGGGCAGAGCCCGCGCACCGGGCGCGCGCCCGCCCGCCAUUCCCCCCCCCCUCCCCUCACCGCCCCCGGCGGGAGCGACCCGGGAGCUGCGGCCGCUCCUCCGCCUCCGGUUCCUCCCCGCGGCGCCCGCAGCCUUCCCGGCUCCCCGAGCGCAGCACAGCCACCCCGAUGGCGUCCGCUGCCGCCGUGCCUGUAGGAUUGCACUAUGAAACCAAAUACGUCGUGCUCAGCUACCUGGGCCUUCUAGCACAGGAGAAGCCCCAGGAGCAUCCUCCUCCUCCUCCUCCACCUCAAGGGACUCAACAACAGCUUAUGGCACAACCUGCUCUGGAGAAAGAGGCUUUGGAGAAGAUUAAAAUAGAAAUCGAGGAGGAGCUAAAACGUCUCGAUGAAGAAAUCUUGGAAGCCUUUACCACGACAGGGUUUGACUGCCACACUUCCCCAGUGUUCAGCCCUGCCAACCCAGAGAGCUCAAUAGAAGACUGCCUGGCUCAUCUGGGGGAGAAAGUGUCCCAGGAAUUGAAGGAACAUCUGCACAAAGCACUGCAGAGCUUGCUUAGCAAGCCGGUGACGUAUCAGGAGUACCGGGAGCGCACGCAGGAGGCGUCUGCUCAUGCCAGCGGGUGGAACAAGGUCUUGGUGCCCCUGGUUCUGUUACAACAAUUUCUGAUGGAGCUGACCAGACGGGGCCAGGAACCACUGAGUGCCCUUGUGAACUUUGGGGUGACAUAUCUAGAAGAUUAUUCUGCAGAUUAUAUCAUUCAACAAGGAGGAUGGGGAACAGUCUUCACUUUGGAAUCCGAAGAGGAGGAGUAUCCCGGGCUCAUUGCAGAGGACAGCAAUGACAUCUACAUCCUGACCAGUGACAACUCAGGGCAGGUGAGCCCCCCGGAGUCCCCCACGGUGACCACGUCGUGGCAGUCGGAGGGCCUGCCCGUCUCCCUGUCGGCCAGCCAGAGCUGGCACACGGAGAGCCUGCCGGUCUCCCUGGGACCUGAGUCCUGGCAGCAGGUGGCUAUGGAUCCCGAAGAAGUCAAAAGCCUGGACAGCAACGGAGGGGCUGAAGAGAGGAGUGAGAACAACUCUUCCAACUCUGACAUCGUUCACGUGGAGAAGGAAGAGAUACCAGAGGGGAUUGAGGAAGCAGCAGUGCCAGCUGGUGCUGCAGAGACCAUACAGGCGGUCUUUCCAGAAACCUCUGCUUCUUUACAGGAAAUAAAACCUCCUGAAAUCGCUGCUGCUGAAAAAGCACAUUCCUCCUCACUUCUACGUACAAAACAGGAGGAAAAGGGAAAAGCAGCUGAAGAGCUUGUUGAACCUGAAAUCCCCGUGUUAACUAAACCUGUCCCCAAGUUAGCCCCGUCAGAAGAAAAGGCUGCGCCAGAACCUGAGAAAAUACUGCUUCCGGGGGAAAAAAAAGCGGGGAAAGAGGGCCAUUUGGAAGAAAUAGAAGAGAAAUCCUCAGCUGCAGAGGAGAAGCCUAUCCUGUUGCCAGAAGGGAAAUCGAUACUGCUGUACGGCGGGGCUGCCGCGGUCGCUAUCUUGGCCGUGGCAGUCGGAGUGGCGCUGGCGCUUAGGAGAAAGUAACGGGGCUCUCUCGAGGAGGAGGGAGGAGAGAAGAGAGCACAUCCAAGUUUUGUAGUUGUGUUACCUAAAGGUUGAGCUGCCUGCUGUUGAAUUGGACAUUUGAGUAACUCAGUGGUGAUGAGGUGAGGUCAUUCAAUAAGCCUCCAGCUACGGACAAUCAUGUUUUUAGUAGAAUCGGGGCGGGGACUGGUUUUUCGUGAUUAAAGUAUGGGGGUAUUUUUAAAAAAAAAAACAAACAAAAAAAUCUGCAAAUUUAAGAACUUAAAGUGCAGGUGCUGAAGAAAGGGGUGCUCAUACUCUAGGAACUGGAACAAAGAAUCCCCAGGGGAAGGGGAGAGCCAGCUGCUGCCAGCCCCUGGAGAUUCUGGCUUCUCAGAUUGACCGCUAUCGCAGCUGUGCUGUCUUGUCACUUCCCGUUGUGCCCCCGAGCCCCUCCUAACAAACAUUAGCCAACCUGAGUCCUGUAGCGAGAGGCUGGUGUCCCUUUUGUCUCAGCUUCCUCUCAGGUACAGCACUGCUCCUCAUAACCUUCCAGGUUCCUCCUAAGCCCCAGUGGGACAGUGCUUAUUCUUACCUCUUGGCUCACACUGGUUUUGGCCCCUAACGUUUACUGGAGCCCCAUCCUGUGAAGAUGCUGCCUCUCUAUAGCUGUAUUAUCUCUGAGCAUCCUGGUGUUGCUGGGGCAGAGGUGCUGCCCAGGAGGGUGGGAGGGACACUGCUGUUUGCUGGUUUGAGAAUCCAUUUGCUCUGCUCCUGCCCAGCUCACUUCACUGCAAACCCUUCAGUUACCAGAGGUACGAAAUUGAUGCUGGGCACGGUGCCCUUGGGAUCACUGCUCUGAUAUCUGGGGUAUAUUCAGCAAAAAUACAGCAAACCCGUGUGGAAGCAAGGCCAGUGCCUCAAGUGCAAUUCAGAUAUUAAAUGCUCUGCUGUCCUGUGUCACGCUGCAGUCUGCAUUAUCUUUCCCAAGUUAAGCACAGAGUGUAUUUAGUCCUAACUUGGUCUUGCCUGUGACAGAAUCCCAGAUAUAUAAAGCAAUGGAUUCUAGUAACUGAGCAAAAGAGCAUUAAGCAUCUCUAUCUGCUUGUUCCUGACCUGGCCAGAGUGCUGUUCAGUGCGAGUUCUUGGCGAAUCUGUAAUUGCCUGAACUUACAGGUUCACACAUCGCGAGCAAUCACCUUUGGCAAAAAAAGGAAAUCCCCCUUGCUGCAGUCACAACGCUCGAGGCGUGUGUGGAGAGAAGCCUUUCAAGUAUCCCCAACCCUAACCCUGCUCCUUAGUGGGAUCCAGCCACAAGCGUUCCCCUGUCAGCACGUUUGUGUGUCUGUCCUUGUCCAGCUGCAGCGCAGCACCUUGUGCUUCCCAGGCAGAACCGGGACUGCGGAGCUGUGGAUGCCUCUCUGAGGGUUGGUGCUGGCACUGUGGCUUGGACCAGGUGGAGGAAGGUGAAAGGGAACGUGUGGUAAUGUAAAAAAUGAAACAUGAGCUUGUGGGGGAGUCUUCACAAAGCACAAAGACAAGGUACUUUUAUUUCUAAAUAACCAUAUCCAGAGUGCAUCUCCUGAUGAGCCUGUCUCUUAAGGGAUCUCAGAAUGAAGAGAUCUUAGCAUAUUCUCUAUUUUAGGAUAUUCUUGCUGCAUUUUCCUAUCCCAGGAUGCUGGAAAGUUAGUCAGAAUGUGUCAGAUUCUGAGGAAUUAUUUUUGUGUAAGCUUUUGUGAAAUGGAUUUUCUAGAAAACUUACUGGAUUUUGAGCUCUGUGUGUGUGAAGUUGAGCGUUAAGAGGAAGGGUUGUGUGUAUACUGCUGCUGUGGACUGAACUUGGGAGCUCUGGAGUUCUGGACUCUACUGUUGAUCACUGAUUGCUCUUCUUCCAUGUACAAAAUAGCAGGUUGGCCUUAUCAGAAAAAAAACCCAAAUAUUUUAUCAUAUUGCACAGUGGAAUUGAGUGGGUUUUUUGCCAUUUUCUGGUGCCCUGCUGGUACUCAUUGCAGUGCUGUGUCCCCAGAAGGGAUCACUGGGACCUCCUCAAGCCAUGGGCUCCAUGCUGUCUGCCUCCCCACCAGGGCAGUUCCCUCUCCUGGCCCCUUGCAGGAGCUUCCCCCACCUAGAGGAGAGGUCUCCUUAUGCUCUGUCUGUCACAGACAUGCAGGAACAGCUCUGCUUUUGGUACAGCCCCACCUCCAGGCACACAGCAGGGUACUCUGAGGCAGGGAUGGAGUCUCUGGACACUCUGGAUAACUUGUGUACCAGUGGGGGAGGGUGGAGCUGGUGUUCCUUCUUCUCUGUAGAUGGGGUUGUUUCAGUAGUAGUGUGGAGAUGGGUGGAGGACAAACAAGAAUAAAUCCAGGCUGGCAAGGGAAGAAGUUAAAAACUUAUUGCCACAAGGAGCCCAGUGGGGCAUGAAAUAAAAAGCAUCCACGCGCAGCAGCGAGAAGGUGGCAGCAGUAGUAAGGAAAAUUAAUAAUUCUGUUAGGCAUUUUUGUGGUCAGGCAGAAGCCUUGAGUGUCUGGUGUGUUGCUGCAUUUCAUGGAGCAUCAGUUGCACCGUACGUUUUGGUUGCUCGGUCCUUUCUUUAUAAUGUUCUUUCCCUUCUGGGCUCUUUUAGAUUUGGCAAGUCAGCGAGACUUUGAGCUGACCACGUGUUCAGAAAAUGUAUUGAUGAGUCUCUUUCCUCUGGGAAACUCCACUAGUUCAAAAGGUCAGCUGUGGGGCUGAGUUCUGCAGAGUUUGGGGUCCUGUGGUCAGGCCUUGUGGAAGUCACCAAAGGGGGCUGAGCUCAGAUGGCACUGUUCCUGCAGACCUGAGUGAGAGGCUGCUCUCUUAAGAGGUGUGAGUUAAGAAAUGGAAGUUUUCUUCCCCCUGUCUUCAGGUGUAUUACAGUAACCUUAACCUGCAGGCUCGUUACCCUGGAAGGUGUGGGGCAGCCUCUCUCGAGUGGAUCUCUCCUGGCUGGCAGAGGGAAGGCAGGAGCUGUGUACUUGCAAAAGGGCAUAUAGGAUUACUUGUGUCGCUCAUCCCCUUCCCAGAAGUGCCUCAAUAUCUGUCCUCUAGUGGCCUGUACUUUAACAAAAUAUCUACCUUAGACCCGUUCUGUCUUCACUUUAUCCUUAGCAUACCCUAAAGCUGAGAUGCUAAAACAGCAGAGGGCUGGAUCUGUGAAAAAAAGUGGGAAAUACUGAAGGAAGUGCAGUGGGCAGCAUGCUCCAUAAGGAGCUGUCAAGGUAAGGUGCAACUUAAAUUCAGCUGUGUUUAAUUCUAAAUAUGUUUAGUUGGGCAUUGUGGCUGGGAGCUGGGCAAGGACUUUCUUCAGCUGGCACUGCAGGAGCAAGAGGCUGAGAGCAAAGACAGAAUUCUUCUGUUGCCCAAGUGCAGAUGCAGAGCCCUGUCCCAGGCAGAUGCAGCUCCUGUGUGCUGGGGGGAGCCUGGCGGGCUCCUGAGGCCCCUGAGCUGUGGUGUAAGUCAGCACUACAGGAAUCCAUCCUUGCCGCUUGUGAGGGCUUCGUUUUCCACUCUGGCUGUGCUCAGGCAGCUGCAGCUCAAGUGCCAGGUGGAAGCUGCAGUGCUGAGUGCUCUUACACAGGACAAGUUUUGCUGCCAGAAUCCCAUUUCCUUCCUUCCGCCAUAGCCCUGAUCACAGCUAGGCUAAAACUUUGGACUGCAUUUUUAAACUAAUCAAUGCUUUCUAAUGGUCACAAAUGAAAAGUUUAAUUGGUACUAAACAAGCAAGCUGCUGAAGUUUGGUGUCCUUUCAUUUUAAUUAUUUUAGUAGUUAAAAUAAUCUGGGGUUAUAAACCUUCCCUAUAUUUGAUGUCAGUUACAGGGUUGUGGCAGUACUGGCAAAGCCCAGUAAAGUAGAUGUUGCUGUUCUGGCAAAAAACUAGAAAUGCUUCUGGCUCCACAGUCACUGAUUCCCUAAGCCAGAGCAAGUUCCUGUUAGAGAGUUUCAGAGUGUAAUUACUAGAAUCUUCUGCUGUGAAAUGGGGCAGUGGGGUGGAGAGGUGCACAUGGCUGGCCCAGGUGUGAUGCCUGCAGGCAUGAGAAAGCCCAGGGCGGCAGUAGAAUGUCAUAUUCUGGCUCUGUGUCUUCUCAUGGUGGAGCACACUGGGAAAGUGUUUCCCAGUGAAAAUUUCCUGGUUAUUAUCUCUAUUGAUGAUCUGGAUGAGGGGAUUGAGUGCGACAGUAGCAGAUUUGCAGAGGACACCAAGCUGGGUGCAAGUGUUUGUGUGCUGGAGAGUAGGAGGGCUCAGGGAGGGACCUGCACAGGCUGGAUGCAUAAGCUGAGUUCAGUCAUAGGAGGUUCAACAAAACCAAGAGCCACAUCCUACACUUUGGGCAUAACAGAGUGGCUGGACAGUGGCCAGGCAGGAAGAGCCCUGGGGAUUUGACUGACAGCAGCUGGACAUGAGCCAGCAGAGUGCUCUGGUGGCAAGAAGGCCAAUGGCUCCUGGCCUGGAUCAGGAAUGGUGUGGCCAGCAGGAGCAGGGCAGUGAUUCUUCCCCUGUGCUUGGCACUGGUGAGGCUGCACCUCGAGUGCUGUGCCCAGUCCUGGGCCCCUCAGCUCAGGAGGGAUGGUGAGGGGCUGGAGUGAGUCCAGAGAAGGGCAGCAAGGCUGGGGAGGAGUCUGGAACACAAAUCCUGCAAGGAGCAGCUGAGGGAGCUGGGAGAGUUCAGCCUGGAGAGCAGGAGGCUCAGGGGAGAGCUCAUCACUCCACAAGUACCUGAAAGGAGGGAGUAGCCAGGAGGGGUCAGGCUCUUCUCCAAGGCAACAGCAACAGGACAGCAUGACACAGCCUUAAGCUGUGCCAGGGGAGGUUUAGUUUGGACAUUAGGAAGAAGUUCUUCACAGAAGGGUGAUUGGACUUUGGAAUGGGCUGCAGGGAGCUGCUGGAGUCACCGUCCCUGGAGGUGAUAGAGAAGGGUGGAUGUGGCACUCAGUGCCGUGGCUGGUUGGCAAGGUGAUGUUUGGUCAUGGAUUGGACUCUAUCUCAAAGGUCUUUUCCAAACCUAGGUGAGUCUGUGAAACAUGGAGGGGUGAGGCACAAUAUCUGCUCUACCUAACGAGGGCAAAAGCUGUGGCUUGUACUGCUUAAUUUUAGCACGAGGAAGGCUGCAAGAGCAGUAUUAUUUUGACUUCAUGUAUGUACCUGUGCUUAAGAGUGCAAGCUCUGUAUUGCCAUAACAAAACAAAAAAGGAAGGGAGGUGUUUAUAAAAUUUAACCUGGCACUAGUUGACUCAGGUAGAGCAAGCUCUCAGGCCCAGAGGGAGCAGGGACUGCAGGGCCAGGUCUAGGCAACAGAAUUGUUUGUGUCUGGUACAGUGAAGGUACCUGACCAGGACUUGGCUGGGGAAUGACACCAGCUCAGAAGGGUCAGAAGUGUUAGUCCAGAGGAGCCACAACACAGCACUCAGCUCCACCUCCUUAAGCUAAAUAACUUUAUCACUUUCUUUUUCUACUUAGAGCUGACCUUCUCUCAGUCUCUUGGGUAGGCUGACUUGCUUCCUCCAAGCUAGAGGGCUGUGGUCAGGCUGUAGAAGUGGGGGAGCUCCUGUUGGCUUCCAGUGGAAGCUGAUUUUGAUCUCCCUGCAGUAUCUGCAGGGCAGGCAAGGGACACUGUCGAUGUGGACACAACAAACUGCAGAGGAUGCAUCUUACUGCUGUACCUUUAGGGGCUUUGUCCUCAGUUUUAACUUGCAGGAUAAGCUUUUAUUCAACUGUAAACCUAAAAACCCACUCAGACCAAAAGAAUGCCACUUGGUUUGUUAAGUAGUAAAGACUAAUGGGACUGACUCUGAAGCUGCAGGUUAGGGGAUCUCUUCUGCUAGGCUCCUGCUGGGUGUAAGCAAAUAGUGACAGACUUGCAGGGAUUUUGGAUUCUGUUCUCAAGAGGCCUGCCUGGGGGAAGAGACCCUGACUGGUCCUCAGGUCACCCAUUAUCCCAGGAACUCGGCAUACUGUUCCUUCCAAUGUGCAAGUGCAGCCCUUUUGGGGAAAACUGUCUCAAGCUUCUUGUGCCAUUUGGUUAAUAAAAGUGUUUCCACCUUGACAAGAAAGUUCUUUCCAGCUUCAUUGUUCAAUAUUCAGUUCAAGUGAAGGGGUAUGUACAUUCUUUCCCUCUGCUAAUGGGACACUGCUGUAAGACCAUGCCCCCAGGUUGCACUUUAAUAAAUGGUACAGUUUUCAAAAACAA